AUGGCAUGUUGGCUCGAGACUGUCGACCCGUCCAACACCGCCAGUGCGUACUACGCACCAGCAACGGUCGCACCCGCUGGUAAGCUCGUUCAUGUAGCUGGACAACCUGGAAGCACAAAGUAUGGCAUCGUGCCAGCCGACUACGAGUCCGAAAUCCACCUGGCUCUGCUCAACCUGCGCAAGCUCAUCAUCGCCGCUGGGUCUUCAAUUGAGAACAUUGUCAAACUGCAACUCUUCAUCGUCGACUACGAUGCCGCCAAUCGCAAACACGCCCAACACAUCCAACGAUUCCUCGCUGGUCACCGACCUGCCAUCACCCUGAUCCCCGUUCCUAAGCUUGCUGUCGCGUCAUGGCUAUUCGAGAUCGACGCUAUAAUCGCCGUCCCAGAGCCCGCCAUUCCUCCUGUCCUCCCUGCCACCAGCGAGAAUACCGACGUUGUCAUCAUUGGCGCCGGUCUUGCUGGUCUUUUGCUGCACACGAUGUCCUGCGCGCGGGGAUGUCUUGCGUCGUCCUUGAAGCGCGCGAUCGUGGUGGCGACAAGACGUGGAGCUCAGCCCUCAAUGGCGGUGGUGUCUAUGCUCUGGCGAAGCGCUAAGGUGCUGAGGUCAUUGAGCAAAACAUCCAGGGAAAUGCAGUUCUGCAGGACUUCAAUGGAAACUGCACUCCAUAUGUCUAUGGAGAUCUCCCCAGCUUUGAUAAAGCUACCCAAGCCCCUAGCGGAAAUCCGCGAUAUGUGCGUGGCUGAAUGCCAAGCUCUCGACACUUGGAGACCUCAAGAUACUAGCUUGGAUUCCAUCACAUUUGAGGCCUACUUGCGAUCUCGCGGGGCGAGCGAGGUAGCUUUUGCCACUGGAAUGAUCUGGACUCGGGCAAUGCCGGGUCAAGAUCCUAAGGAUAUUUCCGCUCUGUACUUCCUGAACUAUUGCAAGUCUGGGGGUGGUUUGUUGCAGAUGCGAUACGAUCGCAAGAAUGGCGGCCAAUAUCUCCGCAUCCAACAAGCGGGAGGUGUGGUUUACGGUGCCCACAAGAUCAUCAUCGCUGUUCCUACCCCUGCCAUGAAGACCAUCUCAUUCCACCCUAAACUCCCUCCUGCGAAGCAGGCAUGGAUUGAGUCCACUACCUACGGAUACUACACCAAGGCGAUGAUGGAGUUCCGCUCUCCUUUCUGGGUUAAGUCUGGCUUCUGUGGGCUUGCUCAGUCUUUCAUUGGUCCUGAUACUCUUGGCCCUGAUGUGUUGCGCGAGAGCGCUGGCAACUUGCACUUUGCUGGCACUGAGACUGCUGGUGAAUGGAAGCGCUAUAUGGAAGGUGCUAUUCGUAGCGGAGAAAGGGCUGCGGCUGAGGUUGUAAAGACGCUGAAUGCUGGUAUUUUUUCACGUCUAUAG
Penicillium hordei is the source of this 1386-nucleotide messenger RNA. RefSeq lists its product as uncharacterized. Bases 1 to 1386 code for a protein of 461 amino acids. The record is from RefSeq and is a predicted model, not a curated record. The transcript is spliced from 4 exons. NCBI's taxonomy places the organism in Eukaryota, Fungi, Ascomycota, Eurotiomycetes, Eurotiales, Aspergillaceae. Gene Ontology annotation, molecular function: oxidoreductase activity.